UGCUGUGUGUUUGUCGUAAAAUUGUUUCUUUUGUUGCUUCUGCUGCUAGAAACAUUCUUUUAACUAUAGUAUUGCUUUCUUUUUACAUCCAAUAAUGUUAAAAAUACCAUUAUUGUAAUAGCAUGUAACGAUGAACAAGAUUCUGCUGAUGUUGAUUUCAAAAGAUUAAAGGGUAAUGGAUCCUGUGAUUGAUUCUGAAUGGCUUGGUUUCAAAAAUGAUCCAAUAGACGAACCCCAAACCUUAGGCAAUGUCGCUCGCAGCUGGCAAUGGAGGGAGAGAGGGAUUGAUCCCCCAAACUCCUCCGCAAACAAAAUGGUUCUUGAAAAUAUUGCUGAAGACAUUCUUGUCAAGAAACCCCUGAAAAUAAGGUGCUGUGAUCUACCUGGCUAUCCCAGAUCUACUUUUCUUAUGGUGUUUAGUCCUGAUGGGACCAAAGUAGCAUCUUCGCACGCUAAUCACAAUGUGUACGUGUCGGACCUCGCCACCGGUAAACACGUGAGGAUAUUGAAGGGUCAUCCUCGCACGCCCUGGUGCAUCGCCUUCCAUCCCUCUCACCCACAACUUAUCGGAUCAGGGUGUCUCGGAGGCCAAGUCAGAGUAUGGGACAUCUCUAGUGGUGGCAGCGAAGUUUGGAAUGUUCGUAAUGAGACUGUGAUAUCUUCCAUUGCGUUUCAUCCCAGCAAGCAGCUGCUAGUGAUAGCUACGUACAAUGAACUUUAUUUCUGGGAUUGGAGUCAGCCCGCACCAUUCACUAAAGUCACUACAAAUUCUGUCAACGAAAAAGUCAGAUAUGUGGCUUUCGACUCGCUGGGUUACAAACUAAUAACCGGCAUAUCGUUGAACGCCUCCGCUUACAACCCAAUCAAUAUGUCCAUCCACCAAAGUAACCCUGCUAAUAACAACGACCAAAACAAUCCAAGGAGGGACGAGUCAGACGAAAACGGUGGGCACGGGAGGAACCAGGACAGCAAUGGUUCAGCACAAGAUCUCAUAGUGAACUCCUAUCAGAACCUAGUGCAGCGUUACGACAGUCUAGUGAGGAAUUAUCAGAGGCUGUUCAUGGUCCGACACCGACUGUCCUCUACUCCUUCACCUCCCAGCACAACUGACCGCGGGACUGACCCGAUGGAAACAGACCCGUCGCCCGAAACGAACAGCUACACGCGAGUGGCUCGAACGUUCUCAGUACCGCCUCGGGAGGACGAUGAAAAUUCUACGACGCGGGAAGAUACCGACCCCCUCGCCGGCGGCGACGGGGAGGCCGGUAGCAGCAGAAUUUUCAAUCUCGACGCUCUGUCUUUCGAUACUUUGUCCGCGAGGGAGCCGGGUACAUCGCGAGACCGAUCGUCGUUUGGCUCGCGACAAUCUGCAUUCCAACCCUUGAACGAUGGCGGCAGGCGCACGUUCCGCACAGUCGACCAGAGGGAGCGGACCUCGAGACUCCUACCUAACCCGUUUUCGUCCACGAACGUUACACCCCGACCCAGUAGGUUCACGUUCACGAGCGGCUCGCUCGACCCGCCGGACGACAACUCCGAGUCCUCGCGGACCCGCGUCUUCCUCUGCCCCACCUACCGCUCCGUCACACCGCCCGAGGUGCUGGAUCUGUCCUCGCAGAGAUCCACCGACAGCCAGCAGGCGACGCUCUCGGCCUUGAACGACAAUCUGACCAACGACACGACGGCCCCCCGCGACACACCCUCGACUUCCGCCGCCGCCGCCCAGCGAGAGACCCCUUCCGCGAACGCUUCUACCCCAAUGUCGGGCCCCGUCGACGCCCAAACUAUCAACGAAAGCUUGGACCUGAUUCGCGAUAUACUGCGCGAUUCGGGGACGAGAUUAUUGAACCUAAUAACGAACAUGUCGCUGUCGACGCUGGCCAACGUCGAGCGCCGGGAGCGGAGCCUGCCGCGCCGGCGGACUAACUCCCGUGCGCAGUCCGACGAGAACGACGUCGGCGACCGCGCGCGGACGACGCGCCCUCGCGUGCGCCUCUUCAGCUCGAGCCUGCGCCAGGAGUUCCUCUCCUCCAGCUCCGAAUCCGACGGCGACCGAUCACCGGAAGUCAAUAUAUUCCGAACUCGGAACACCACGUUCCGGGAAGACGACCCGAGGCGGCCGGCCCGCGCCGCCGAGGUGCCCUACAGGUUAAUGCGGCCGACCGAUAGAUUGGUGAUCGAGCUGGGGGAGCCCGAGUCGACCGCCACCGACCGGCCGGAGGGCGUCAGCGUUACCGCAAACGGGAGCCGCUUCCGAGUGCGCUCCCAGAGCAACGGGCCCGACGCGGAGCCCGGGGCGGCGACGCGCGACGGCUCGGUCGACGCGGAGCGAAGAAACGAAAGUAACCCCGAGAUCGAUCUCGACCGACCCUCGACGAGUAGGGACAAUUUAUGGGUCGGCGGCGUGGUGUUUCCGCCGGACGAGGCCUACAGAAAGGUGAGGGAGGGGGUGAACGCAUUACAGAAGCAUACCACGCAGCUAACGAAUUUGUGGCUUCGCGGUAGCAGGAUCACCAUGCGCGAGCUCCGCAACAUGUGGGAGAACUUGCGGCGACGCAUACUGAUGCUCCACAGGGAGCCCGGACGGCGGGACGUCCCCACCUAUUUCACUAGAUCCCUCCUGGAGCGGUGCAUGAUGCUGUCGGACAUGACCGAUCAAAUAUCGCGCGGCUCCAGCAGGACCUCGAGAAUAAACUCGAGAAAUAGAGAUGCCGCUCGGGACACCGAAAACGGUCCCGAAGUCAAUAUGACCUCCCGAAGCGACGGCGCCGUAGACGACAGCGAGCCCGGUCCAUCCACGGGAGGUGCCGACGAAACGUCUCGCGAGAGGCCCCCGACACAGAGGUCGCCGCAGGCGAGACCCUCCGCCGUACUACGAUCCACUCUCGCUCAGAGAAGACGACCGUCCGGCUUCAGAUUGAGACUGGAGGAGGAGUUCAGACGAAGGUCGCGCAACUCCGUCGCGACUAGACUAUCACAGAGAUACUCGACGAGACCGAGAAGGGAGAUCGUUCGAGCCGUGGAAAUAAGCGCCACACGACACGAAAUCCGCAUGCGCGCCAUGCAGGUGCUAUCGGUGAUGUUCAAUAUGAUGAUGAUGUGCUUAGAGGAGAGGGGAUUGAGCCAGCUGAUAAUAAAUAUGCUGCGAAUUUUGAAGAAGGCGCUGGCCCUGACGUGCUUGAUGUUGAUGACCAACAGGCCCGGACGAGCCGGCGACGCCUCCUCGCCGCAGCGAGUGGACCCGGCGAACGUCAUUCGCCUCGAAAACAUAGACAACUCGGAGCCGAUCAACGUGGACGGCCCCGACGAACCCCCCCAUAAUCUUAUUCUUAACGAAACCGAGGACAGGCGCUCGCAAAGAGAUGCGGACAAAGCGAAACAUUCCAAGCGCGAUUCGCCGUCUGACGUGAAACCCUCGACGUCCAACGCCACCAGCUCCACGGAGCCGACGCCGAGCACCUCGAGCGCUACUACCACCCAGAGGUGGAGUAAUCGCUUGGCCGUACAAAUAGCGGCCGCGAACAGAAACAACUCUGCGACCGCGAGGAAUAGGAGGGAGUUGUACAUGGAGAGCAAAAGACUAAAGGCGCUACAUAGAACGAAUCCCGCGGCUCAUCCGCUGGCAAAGAGGAAAGUUUUACCGCCGGUUUCCACCUACAGAAUUCCCGCUCUGCGUUGGGCGUCAAAAAAGUCGGUCCAUAUUGCGCAGUCUACUCCGAGAGCCCCACCGAAUCCCGACGAGCCCGUGGCCGGCCCCUCGGGCGCCAACUCCACCGACUGCCCCAGGAGACAGAACCACGAUGUACACAACUUCGAAUACAGAAUAAAUUUAAUAAGAAUGGCGCACAUGCAGGCCGUCAGAUUACGGAACGCGGCCAGAAACAGGUUUCGACGCCUGCAAACGAUACGCUUGUAUACGCCCUCGUCCGUGCGGGAGAUGUUCACUCUCCAACCCAACGGGGACGACCAGCAGGAGAAUCGGUCCAACCUCCAAAAUGGCCCGGAGACGAGCAACCGAAGGUCUCUAUUUUACGAGUACACUACCGCGUCCCACGUGCUGUCGAGAGAUCGCGUGUUCCAUCGAGGCUCGACGAGAAACGCCGAGGGCUCCGGUCAGUUCCAAGCGGUCAUCGGCAGUGCUAGCGCGCCCCUAUUGCCGGGCGAGGUACCGACGGCCAACUCCGAGAAUCGAGCGAAUCAGCCCCCCAGGCGGCCGCGUAUUCACGAUUACCUCCAGCCGAUCAUACUCGCGCAGAACGCUAUGGUGGUGGACGAGGAGGGCGGUGCGGAAGGGGGCGGGGCCGGCGGCGGCGGGAGCGGUGGGGGCGGAGGAGGGGGCGCGGCGCGGCGGCUCGGCGGUAUGGCGGGACUGCUCGACGCCGGCAUCAUCUCCGAGGCCCUCCCGCCGCUGUCGCACCGGAUACAGGCCUGGAACUUCGCGCCCGGCCUCCCACCUGAUAUUUCUGACAGUACAAAGAACAUAGUGGUCCAGAAAUGCAGAAUACAUAAUGAUGCUAGCAUUGACAUAUCGAAAGACGGCAGAUUGCUUGUGGCUCUACUACCUGUACCGAGACUAAGAAAUACCAAUCAUUGGUUAGGUGUUUACUCCCUGGAGUGGUCGCGGCUGGGUCAGUGCCUGCACACGGCGGCGUUCGAGCACAGCGCGGUCUCGGUGGCGCUGUCGCCGACCGCCCGCCACCUCGCCGUGGGGCUCGGCGCGCGCCGGUUCAGCUCGGCGCCGGCUAGGACCAACCUCUUCGCUCUGCUGUACCGCCUGGAUCCACUGGAGAGUUCGAGUCGCACAGGCUUAUCGCCGAUUAAGGAGUUGGAGCAGACUUGGGAGCACGGCUUCACCAGCCUCAACUGCCUGCGCUGGGCGCCGCAGCCGGGCCAGGGGCUCGUGUACGCCGAUAACACGGGACAACUCAUCAUCAUGAGCUAAAUGACGACUGAUUCAGUUGAGAUAAGACUCGAAGCGACUACUCGACGCCCGCAGAAAUUCGGCGAUUGACCUAUCGUUGCUCGUGUCUUUCACUCACGCGCAAACAUUUAGUUAGGUAUGAGUUAUGACGUUUCGACUGGUAUAUAGCAUAGUGUGAUAACUAUAUUUUCUCGUGUGAAUAGAAGAAGUAGUAGUGGGUCGAUGGCCGAAUUAUCUGUCUUCGGUGACCGGGUUAUAGUAUAAUAUGACUCCGUACGAAUUAACUGCAAACCUUCUACUAUGAAGUCACUUUGACGAUACCAGAGAGUCACAUUCCAUUGAGGCCCACUUCCGCCAGUCUGGGUUAAAGUUAAUCGUACGUUGUCUUUAUGGUCCCUCUCAUUUACAAAAUAGAAGGAAUGAUAUUUUAACAGAGUUAAUUCACGCUGGCCCAAGUGGGCCUAAGGUGAACAGUUAAAUCGUACGUUUUAUGCGUAUCGAUCGUCAGCGUGCGUCUUUUAUGAGUAGUGUGUACAUGAAAUUGCACUUUUGGUCACGUGGCUAGCUUUUUUAUAAAAAUGUUUUAAUUCAGCAAUCCUAUAAAUAAGGUCGAUAAGAGAUGGCGAUGCAUUUAAAACCCGACGAUUUUUAUCAACUUGUUUUAAAAGUAGACACUUUUCGAACGG
Molecule: messenger RNA, 5607 nt
Organism: Aricia agestis (brown argus)
Lineage: Eukaryota; Metazoa; Arthropoda; Insecta; Lepidoptera; Lycaenidae
Exons: 14
Coding region: 176-4942 (1588 amino acids)
Biological process (GO): autophagy
Cellular component (GO): intracellular membrane-bounded organelle
Molecular function (GO): protein binding
Source: RefSeq, a predicted model, not a curated record